CACCAUCUCCUUCCCAUGUCUGGUUUCGCCUGGGCACUGUCCGGAUUUGACCCCUUUUCACCGCUGCCAUGUUCACCGCCGCUAAACUGGUGCCGGCCGCAGCAGCGUCUGAUUGAAUUAUUGCAUUUGGCAUUUUCAGCUAGUCAAAGACGAGAAGCCAUGGAAGAGUACCUGCAUUCUACCAAUGUUCGCUAUGGAUCUGGAGCUCUUUACAGACCACUUUCCAUGUCAGUCAUGUUCACACCAGAGGUUCAGUUUGGAAAUGGGAACACAACACUUUUGAGAAGGACCCAGGGCAAGAAUUCGUUUGUUCAAGAAGUGCUCAGAGAGUUCCAGACGAGUGCUACAAGGCAGGAUAUUGACACCGCUGCAAAGUUUAUUGGUGCUGGAGCUGCCACAGUCGGAGUGGCUGGUUCUGGGGCUGGAAUUGGAACAGUUUUUGGUAGUCUUAUUAUUGGCUAUGCCAGAAAUCCUUCCCUGAAGCAGCAGUUAUUCUCGUAUGCUAUCCUUGGAUUUGCCCUGUCUGAAGCUAUGGGACUCUUCUGUUUAAUGGUUGCUUUCCUGAUUUUGUUUGCUAUGUAAAAUUUUCUGAUGAAUAGCCUAAUCAAGUACAAAUGUAAUUAGUAUUUCACCAUGGCUCCCACAAAUAUUUAUGUUGGUGUCAUGGAAAUGUACAUUUCCUAAGUCUGUUGUCAAAUGUUCCAAUAAAUCCUAAUUCAAAUAA
Carcharodon carcharias (great white shark) is the source of this 724-nucleotide messenger RNA. RefSeq names its product ATP synthase F(0) complex subunit C3, mitochondrial-like. The transcript has 6 exons. The record is from RefSeq and is a predicted model, not a curated record. Lineage: Eukaryota; Metazoa; Chordata; Chondrichthyes; Lamniformes; Lamnidae. Gene Ontology annotation, biological process: proton transmembrane transport; proton motive force-driven ATP synthesis. Bases 16 to 582 code for a protein of 188 amino acids. Gene Ontology annotation, molecular function: proton transmembrane transporter activity.